Messenger RNA from Colletotrichum acutatum, 858 nucleotides. RefSeq lists its product as uncharacterized. The transcript has 3 exons. Bases 1 to 858 code for a protein of 285 amino acids. NCBI's taxonomy places the organism in Eukaryota, Fungi, Ascomycota, Sordariomycetes, Glomerellales, Glomerellaceae. The record is from RefSeq and is a predicted model, not a curated record.
AUGGCAGGCCCGUUGAGCUUCGCCGCAUCUGUCGCUGGAUUCAUAUCGUCAGCUUCUAAUGCUCAGAAUGCCUUGCGGACAGCACUGAGUCGCUCUCGCGAAAGCGUGAGCGCCCAAGAGAGUCUUCGGCGGUCGGAUGCCUCAAUGACGAUGCUCAAGGUCAUUUACCUAGACCUUGACCCGGGAACUCUCGCUGGUCGCAUAGGCGCCGCACCUGCCACUCAAAUGCACAGACAGAUUGGAGAAAUUCGCCUCGCCGAGCUAAACAUUAGUCUUGACAAGAAGUUACAGAAAGAGUAUGCCAGCCACGUGGGAGAAUCGGCUGAAAGGCUCGAGAAGGCUUUGCAGAGACUCAGGGACAUUGAACAAACCUUCAUGUUGCGGCGUAUUGAGGCAAUUGUCCUCAAAUCCGAGGAACUCCAGCUGAAACGGGAUGCAGAGAACACCAAAACAGAACAAGCGGUAGCCGAGAUUGGCCAAGCUCUAUCACUACUCCAGUCACAUAUGGCAACGGAUGGGAGAAUAUUAGAUAAAGGUAUUCAACAGGCAUUGACCAAUAUUGGACAAAGGAUGUCGGAAAUCAGCUUAUUAUUUGUGGAGGGAGAGACUUCAGACCGAACGAUCGACGAGCUACGCGCAGCGAUACAAUCGACCAUUGGCAGGUCCCAAGGGUUUGACCGGAAUCAGGUUGUCUUCCCAUUUGUCAUACCAAUGCAGGAAGUCGAAGAUGUCGUGGCCAGAGUCAUACUCGACACCGGCGUCCAGGACAACUGGAUCAAUACGAAUACUGGAACGAGCGAAUGGUCAGUCUUCAACCGCAUCACAACAAGCUCGCUUAUGGCUGCUGACGUCCGAUAG